AUGGACCUAGCACAUGGGGCUUUGGUCGUGACUCUCCUUGUGAUAAUCGGUGUAACGACAAGUUUUGUCAAGAAGAAAGCGCGAAGACAACACCCUUUACCUCCAGGUCCGAAGCCCCUGCCCAUAAUUGGCAACUUGCAUCGCAUGAACACCGACUUUCCUUGGAUCACAUACAAAAAAUGGAGUGAUAUCUAUGGCGACAUUACAUACUCUCGUAUCCUCAACCAGGAUGUCAUCAUCUUGAACUCUGUGGACGUAGCACGAGCGAUUCUUGAGAAACGCUCAAGCAAUUAUUCUGACAGACCCCGUAUUGCAUUUAGGACGGUUAUGCGAGGCUACGGUGAUGCUUGGCGUAGGCACAGACGAAUAUACCACCAAGCCUUUCGCCCUGAAGCCGCUGUGAUCUACAGACCUAUGCAGCUUCGCAAGGCGCAUCAGCUCUUGGUCGGGCUUCUCCAAGACCCCGCUAAUUAUGAACUGCAUUUGGAGACGCACUCGGCAUCCAUCGUCAUGUCCGCUGUUUAUGACUACGACACGAAGCCCAAUGAUCCCCUUGUUUCCAUGAUUCGGGGGGCAAUGGAUAUAAUUAUUCAUGCAGAGACUCCAGACAAGGCGGCUAUCAUUGAUUCCUAUCCUGCCUUGACCUUAAUCCCUGCCUGGUUCCCUGGAGCAUCAUUCAAACGUCAUGCUUUGGAACUGAAGAGCGUGCUCAAGGAUAUGGUUGAGAAACCAUUUCAAUAUGCACUUGACAGAAUCUCCUCUGGGCUGUCUGGCCCUUCCUUGGUCUCCGAAGGACUCGCACGAUUUCAGGGCGACGCAUUGUUUGAGUUGGCGAUUAAAGAAUCCAGUGCAACUGCAUUCGGGGGUUGGUUUCACCUAUACUCCUCAUGUAACACUCAUUCGGCCCUACUCGUCUUCAUACAAGCGAUGGUUCUCAAUCCAGAAGCCCAGAAACGUGCUCAAGCCGAAAUUGAUCGUGUCGUAGGAUCUGACAGACUCCCUGACUUUGGUGAUCGCGUUUCUAUGCCAUACAUUGAAGCUGUCCUGCGCGAAACACUGAGGUUCUAUCCGAUUGCACCUCUCGGCGUACCCCACUCUGCUGUUAACGACGACGUGUAUGAAGGAUACUUUAUCCCGAAAGGUGCCACUAUCCUGACGAAUAUAUGGGCGAUGACACAUGACGCAAUCAAAUACCCCGCUCCAUUUGAAUUCAAGCCCGAACGAUUCUUCACAUCCUCUGGCAACCUGAAUGACGACCACGUCACUCCCGUUUGGGGAUGGGGCCGACGCAUAUGUGUGGGGCGUUACCUUGCAGACGCAAGUCUAUGGUCUGCGAUUGCUUCCAUGCUCGCUGUCUUCGAUUUCUUGAAAGCGACGGAUGAAAACGGAAAAGAUAUCGAUUUUGAACCUCGCUGGACCCCCGGAAUUGCGUCGCGUCCCGUGAACUUCCCGUGUCGGAUCACCCCCCGACGUGACACAGACAUAGAGAAGCUAACAGUCAUUGAUUAG
Messenger RNA from Suillus subaureus, 1509 nucleotides. RefSeq names its product cytochrome P450. The record is from RefSeq and is a predicted model, not a curated record. Lineage: Eukaryota; Fungi; Basidiomycota; Agaricomycetes; Boletales; Suillaceae. The transcript has 11 exons. Bases 1 to 1509 code for a protein of 502 amino acids. Gene Ontology annotation, molecular function: heme binding; oxidoreductase activity, acting on paired donors, with incorporation or reduction of molecular oxygen; iron ion binding.